AUGCGAUCCCGUCGCUUGCUCCUAGAAAGAAAGUAUGUCACUGUACGUUCACUGAACCUCAACCUCUUGGUUUUAUAUGUGUCCUCUGUCUGCGUGAUCCAGACGGAUUGCAUCUCUGAUUAUCUGUUUGCUCUCGUGUUCCCUGUCGUCUCCGGCAUGAAAAGCAGCAUUACCAUUUUCCUCUGCCCCAAUCAGAAACAUCCGUUACAGUAUCCUUUUGCUGCCCCAGCUAUCUCCAUCUCCAUCUCCUCGGCUGCUUUCUCCUACUCCGAGCUCCCUUCAUUCCCUAUCCAAGCUUUAAAGAUGCAGCAAAUGCUCUAUUCUUUUGAAAAUGACAGCUUUCUGGAUUCGGGGUGGUGCGCUGUUCUGACCUUCUUCCCUUUGAAGUCUAUCACAGAAAGCUUUGCCAGCAUGAUUCACGGCUUGAGAGUGGACCACCUGACAGAUGGUGUCAUUCAGAGGAGCAAAAGAAUGAUCCUGGAUUCCCUGGGUGUUGGUUUCCUGGGAACAGGCACAGAAGUGUUUCACAAAGUCACCCAAUAUAGCAAAAUCUACAGUUCCAAUACCUCCAGCACUGUUUGGGGUCGACCAGACUUCAGGCUCCCACCCACAUAUGCUGCUUUUGUUAACGGCGUCGCUGUUCACUCCAUGGACUUUGAUGACACAUGGCACCCUGCAACCCACCCUUCUGGAGCUGUCCUACCAGUCCUCACAGCUUUGUCAGAAGCCCUGCCCCAGACUCCCAGGUUUUCUGGCCUUGACCUGCUGCUCGCAUUCAAUGUUGGCAUUGAAGUACAAGGACGAUUAAUGCACUUCUCCAAGGAAGCCAAGGACAUACCAAAGAGGUUUCAUCCUCCCUCUGUGGUGGGGACUUUGGGAAGUGCUGCUGCUGCAUCCAAAUUUUUAGGGCUCAGCCUGACAAAGUGCCGAGAGGCCCUGGCUAUUGCUGUUUCUCAUGCUGGGGCACCCAUGGCAAAUGCUGCCACUCAGACCAAGCCCCUUCACAUCGGCAAUGCCGCCAAGCAUGGCAUGGAAGCCACAUUCCUGGCCAUGUUGGGUCUCCAAGGAAACAAGCGGAUCUUGGACGUGGAGUCGGGGUUUGGGGCCUUCUAUGCUAACUACUCCCCAGACGAUCUUCCGAGCCUGGAUUCUCACAUCUGGCUGCUGGAUCAGCAGGACGUGGCCUUCAAGAGCUUCCCAGCACAUCUGGCUACCCACUGGGUGGCAGAUACAGCUGCAGCUGUGAGGAAGCACCUUGUGGUUUCAGAAAGAGCCGGACUUCCUACUGACAACAUCGAGAGGGUUGUGCUCAGGAUCCCCGAGGUCCAAUACGUAAACAGGCCCUUCCCAGGCUCAGAGCAUGAGGCGCGUCACUCCUUCCAGUACGUUGCCUGUGCCAUGCUGCUCGAUGGUCGUGUCACUGUCCCGUCCUUCCACAGCCAGCAAAUCAAUAGGCCACAGGUAACAGAGUUGCUCAAGAAAGUGGAGCUGGAACACCCUUCUGACAACCUGCCGAGUUUUGACACACUGUACUGUGAGAUCAGCAUCACUCUUAAGGAUGGGACCACCUUCACUGAGCGCUCUGAUACCUUCUAUGGUCACUGGCGGAAACCACUGAGCCAGGAGGACCUGCAGAAGAAGUUUCGAGCCAAUGCCUCAAAGGUACUGUGCAGGGACACAGUGGAGAGGCUUGUAAAGGUGGUAGAAAACCUAGAAGACCUAGAAGACUGCUCCACAUUAACCACACUUCUGAAAGGACCCUCUGCCCAAGAGGAGGCCUCAAAACCAUCCCUCAUGUUCUCUUCCCAUCACACAACCUCGCCCAGGCUUGCCGGUACCUAAACAACGUUGCACUAGAGGAGAUUCAAUUGUUUGCUCCAUCUGCCGAGCAAUGAAGAUAGCAAAUCAGAGAGUCCAUAAACAGAGAUACGUGUAUUUGGAAGGAGUCUUCCUUGACCUAUAAGCCAUUCCCACUGCCUUCAAGAUAAUAUUCAAGAAACAAACAGCACAAGAUCUUAUGUGUGCUCACAAGGAUAAAAAUCUAAGUCUCCUAUGAGCUGCUUAUAGUCUUUUCUGAGUAAUUAUUUAUUAAACUCUAGGAACUUGAAAGAUGUGGAAGAAGUUGAAUCUUCAGGCUGAUGGCUGCAGGUGGAGCAAACCCUGGUCUGGACCACUGCUUACCCAAGAGAGGAUGGGAUUGCCCAAUCCUCCUCUCCACAGUGGCUGAUUUGACAAAUCAGCAGGUUUAAUGUUGCCUCUUUUUCUUUCCACACAUAGUCCUGAGUAUGCAGCCAGAGUUCUUCUACUUUAGCUCCUCUACUGAAGAGACAGAAAGGCAGUCUGGGGUGGAGCAGGGAGGCAAUCUGGCUUCCCAGUUUCACUCUUUACAAUAAUCAGCUAGCUCAAAAUUUUAUUUCGAGAAAAAUUGACAGAU
Molecule: messenger RNA, 2434 nt
Organism: Phodopus roborovskii (desert hamster)
Lineage: Eukaryota; Metazoa; Chordata; Mammalia; Rodentia; Cricetidae
Gene: Acod1
Product: aconitate decarboxylase 1
Exons: 6
Coding region: 1-1842 (613 amino acids)
Molecular function (GO): lyase activity
Source: RefSeq, a predicted model, not a curated record